This is a messenger RNA of Chara braunii, 1303 nucleotides long. The record is from the annotation of a GenBank genome assembly. NCBI's taxonomy places the organism in Eukaryota, Viridiplantae, Streptophyta, Charophyceae, Charales, Characeae.
GGCGGCCACUCUGCCGUCCAAGGACGAUGGGAAAGGGGACAUCACCUCUUGGAUUAGCUCCAUGCGCUCAUACUUCGAGUUACUGGGAACUCCGCAGGAAGACCGAAGCAUGAUCAUGGGCACAAAUACUGAGCCCGCCGUACGGAGUUUCAUAGAACUCCAAACUGUUACAGCAGGUUAUGACAGGAUUGACCUGACUGAGUGGCUGAAAGCAACUCCUGUACGCACUCUUGAGGACCUUCUCAUCACACGGUACCGAGAUAAGCACGCUGCGCUCAAGGCAAGGCUGAAGCUUGAGGCCCUCAAGGGCCAAACGUGGAGGACCUCCACGCAGGCUUUGGAACAACGCUUGACUGGUUUGUACACCACUCCAAACCUGGGAAUGACUGACGUGUCUUGCAUGGAUGUAGUCAUGGGAGUGGCCCCUAAAGAAUACCUCUCCCUGUUAGGACUCAAAGACCAUACCACUUGGCGAGAGCUCAUGACGAAUCUAGUCAACCUAGAGGCCAAGGACCUCGCCGGGCGUACAAAGGCGCCCGCUGCAGGUGGGUGCAAGGUCUUCUCCAAGAUCGACCUCAAGUCUGGCUACCACCAGAUUGAAGUUGAUCCGAGUGACCAGCACAAAACUGCAUUCAAAACGCGCGAUGGGCUGUACGAAUUCAUCAUUAUGCCCUUCGGUCUUACGAAUGCACCAGCCACAUUUCAGUGCCUCGUGGACAAGGUUCUCCGCCAUCAGCUUAACAUGUUUGUGGUUGUUUACCUUGAUGACAUCCUGAUUUUCAGCAAGUCCAUGGAAGAGCACGUCAAGCACCUUGAGGAGGUUCUGCAGGUCCUCAAGGAGGCGCAACUGCACCUCAACUUAGAGAAAUCUGAGUUUGGAAGGGACAUCGUCAUCUAUCUCGGGCACCGGUUGUCUGCAAACGGCCUUGAGCCGGAGGCAACCAAGGUGGAGGUCAUACGAAAGUGGCCUCAACCAGCAAACAUGCGCGAACUGCGUUCUUUUCUUGGUUUGGCCUCAUAUUCCCGGAAGUUUGUGCCCAAACUUCCUGUCAUUGCUCACCCACUCUCGAGACUAACAAGUAAGAAUGUUGCCUAUGCGUGGUGUGAGAAAUGUGAGACUGCGUUCCAAGCCUUGAAAGAGGCAUUGGUGAGUCAUCCUGUGCUCCACAUUGCGGAUCCCAACCUCACAUUCGUAGUCAUUACGGACGCGAGCCAGUUUGGGAUUGGUGCAAUGCUGCAACAAGACGAUGGUGAUGGUUUGCAUCCACUCGAGUAUUACAGCAAACGCAUGCCCAGUCACAAG